AUGUCAUCCCACGCGACCCUCGCAGCCGCCGCCGACGACCGCAAGGCCCGUCUAGCCAAGCUCAAGUCCUUGAAGCGCAAAGAACCUGAGCCAGCCUCCUUCGACGAUGACGAAGAACACGGGGUCCCAAACUCGGCUUCGAAGCCCCCCAUCUUGUCUCUGGAAAAGCCGACGCUAGAAGAGCAGGCGGCCGACAUCGAGGAGGAAGCGCAGCGGCAGGCGGCGCUGGACGCGCAGGCCGCCCAGGAAAACAAGGGCAUCGACCUGUUCAAGCUGCAGCCCAAGAAGCCCAACUGGGACCUGAAGCGGGAGCUGAACCAGAAGAUGGAGGUGCUGAACGUCAGGACGGACAACGCGAUUGCGCGCAUGGUGAGGGAGCGGCUGGCUGCGAAGAAGCAAGCGGCAGUUCAAGAUAUGACGAAAGACGGGAAGGAGGAGGAGGAGGCAGGCAUGCUGGAGGGGACGGCGCUGGUGGAGGGGAUGAAGAUGAGGGAGAGGGAGGAAGCGGAGGAGGAGAGGAGGGAGCGGGAGUUGGAGGAGGCCGAGUUGGCGGCUUGA
Sordaria macrospora k-hell is the source of this 558-nucleotide messenger RNA. The record is from RefSeq and is a predicted model, not a curated record. NCBI's taxonomy places the organism in Eukaryota, Fungi, Ascomycota, Sordariomycetes, Sordariales, Sordariaceae.